Ambispora leptoticha is the source of this 603-nucleotide messenger RNA. NCBI's taxonomy places the organism in Eukaryota, Fungi, Glomeromycota, Glomeromycetes, Archaeosporales, Ambisporaceae. The record is from the annotation of a GenBank genome assembly.
AUGACAUUCUCCGCUGUGAAUUCAUAUCCUUGGCGUCGUGCCUGCACAUUCACCGAUAACAUCGGAUGUGAUAACACAGGUCAUGGAAACAUUGGUAAUUCUAAUGCUGGUGAUAAUAAUAUCGGCAAUGAAAACGGCCUAGGAAGUACAGGUACAAAUGAUGGCAACAACAAUAUUGGUAACGCAAAUGGAAAAGAUAGCGGUGGCGAAAAUAAUGGAAAUUCUAACAUUGGUAAUAAUAAUGGCGCGAAUUCUGGAAAUAACGACUGUAUUUAUAAUUACAACACUGGCAGCAACAACGGAAACAGCAAUAUCGGCAAUAGUAACGGAGAAGGAACCGGUAAUGGAAACCAUCUUACUCUAGAUUCUGGCUCCAAUGACGGCAACGGGAAUAUUGGCAGUGGAAAUGGCCAAAACAGUGGCAAUAACAAUUCUUUCAUGCUUAACGACGGCACCGGUGUAGGCGAUAAUAAUAUUGGAAACCAAAAUGGUCAAAAUACUGGAAAUAAUAACUACCUCGUGGGACAUAGCGGUGAAGGAGUUGGCUCCAAUAAUAUCGGAUCCAAUAUCGGAUCAAACGUCGGCAACAAUAACAUAGGCUAG